[Candida] anglica is the source of this 246-nucleotide messenger RNA. The record is from the annotation of a GenBank genome assembly. Lineage: Eukaryota; Fungi; Ascomycota; Pichiomycetes; Serinales; Debaryomycetaceae.
AUGCAUGCUAAAGAUUGGUUUUUGGUUCUUAUUGGAUUCUUUAUUCCUCCAAUUCCUGUUUUCAUCAAGAGAGGGUUUUUCUCAGCUGAUUUCUUGAUCAAUAUUCUUCUUUGUCUCUUAGGUGUCAUCCCAGGUAUGUUACAUUCUUUUUACAUUAUCCUGUUGUACCCCUACAGAGAAACAUACUCUGCCUUGGGAGGUGAUGGCCAUAAUAACAGGGUGGAUGAUUACGGUUCCACUCAUUGA